This is a messenger RNA of Mercurialis annua (annual mercury), 2370 nucleotides long. Its product is annotated as zinc finger BED domain-containing protein RICESLEEPER 2-like. Gene Ontology annotation, molecular function: protein dimerization activity; DNA binding. The coding region runs from base 1 to 2370 and encodes 789 amino acids. The record is from RefSeq and is a predicted model, not a curated record. NCBI's taxonomy places the organism in Eukaryota, Viridiplantae, Streptophyta, Magnoliopsida, Malpighiales, Euphorbiaceae. The transcript is spliced from 10 exons.
AUGGUUAGGUUUUUGGUUCUUAAGACCUUUGAAUCAUGGUUGUAUGUCUGUGUUUUGGUGCUCAGAGUUUUAAUCGAUGAAGGUUUAAGGGGGAUCUGGAUAUUUGUCUGCUUAAGCCUUGAUUCUAAGGCAAGGCUUUGGUGGAAUCUCUUAACUUUGAUUGUGUUGCAGAAAAAAGCUUUGGUGGAAGCUUGGUUAUUUGAGAGUUGCAGUGGACUUAUUUUUGAUGUUUGGUUCUGUUUAUCUUGCAUGAUUUUCUAUAAAAAGAAAGCCAUUGGUGGAAGCUUUGUCUGGCUUGAUUAUAAGAUGGACCCUGAAAUGAUUGAUGUAGAUGUACCAGCAGUAGAAGUAGCAGUUGAUGGCCAAUUCCCAGUUGGUUCAAAUGCUGCUGCUUCACCUGGAAAUGUGGAAGCAAUUGUUGACCCUAAUACUGAUCCUAUACCUACUGUGGAGGCAAAUCCUAAAAAAAGGAAAGAGAGUCAACAAAGAUCAGUUGUUUGGGAGCACUUUGACACAAUCAAAGAUGGAAAAGGUAUCAUUAUGCAAGCGAAGUGUCGUUAUUGUGCUCGCAUAUACAACUGUCAUGCUAAAAAAAUGCACCCACAUAGUGUAGAAACUAGGCAAGCAUUACUCUCUUUUCAACCUGUUGUUAAUAUGGAAGCUGCACCUGGUGCUAAUCUGUUUUCUGUUGCUAAUUGGAAAUUUGAUCAAGAAGUUGUUAGGCAAGUUGUUGCAUACAUGAUUAUAGUUGAUGAGUUGCCUUUUAAAUUUGUUGAGAAACAAGGGUUUAGAAGAUUGAUGAGUCUUGCUUGUCCUAUGUUUAAAAUUCCUUCUAGGUGGACUGUGAAUAGAGAUUGUUAUGCCAUGUUUGUUGAGGAAAAGUUGAAACUGAAACAAUUUUUUAAAACUCACAGUCAAAGAGUUAGUCUAACAAGUGACUCAUGGACAUCUAAUCAAAGAUUGAACUAUAUGUGCAUUACUGCUCAUUUUAUAGAUAAUGAUUGGAAGUUGCAUAAGAAAAUUAUCUCUUUUGUUACAUGCUCGAGGCAUAAGGGUGAAUAUUUGUCUAAGGCUAUGGAGUCUUGUUUGCUAGAUUGGGGGCUAAAAAAUAUAUUUUCUGUUACCUUAGACAAUGCUGAGAACAAUAGUACUGCCAUGGGGUUUUUUAUGAGAAAAAUGUUGACUUGGGGUAGUACAACUGUUAGGUGUAAGUAUGCUCACAUGAGAUGCAUUGCACACAUUUUGAAUCUUGUUGUGUCUGAUGGUUUGAAAGAGUCUGGUGAAUCUUUUCAGAAGGUAAGGGGAGCUGUUAGAUAUAUAAAAAACUCACCUCUCAGACUUAGCAAAUUUAAUGAAUGCAAAAAAUCACUUGAUUUUCAUUGUAAGCGUUCCUUGUGUCUAGAUGUUCCCACUAGAUGGAAUUCAACAUAUUUGAUGUUAGAGACUGCUUGUAUGUACCAGCAUGUUUUUGAGGAAUAUGAAGAUGUGGAAGCUUCUUUUAAAAUUGAUUUGGGUGAUGAGGUGCCUAGUAAACUUGAUUGGGAUAAAGUUAGGCAAUUAUGUGUGUUGUUGCAAUGUUUUUACAAAAUGACAUUGGCCAUUUCUGGUUCUCUUUAUGUGACCUCUAACAACCACUUGAAUCAAAUUUCUGAUUUGUCAACCAUUUUGCAAGAUUGGAUUAAGUCUGAUGAUUACUGUCUAAGUUCAAUGGCCAUUAAAAUGAAAGACAAAUUUGAUAAGUACUGGGACCCUCGUGAUAGAGUUGUUUUCAUGGAAUAUACUUUGAGUAAUAUGUAUGGUAGUCAUGUGGGCAAGUUUUUGUUUACUUGUGUCAUGGAGGAUCUGGUUGAACUCUUUAAUGACUAUGAAGUCCUCUACAAGAAAGAAUUAGCUAAUACUGGUGGGAAUAGCCCAUCACCAGAACUUGUUGGCCAAUCCUCCCAAGCUAAUUCUGUGUUGAAAGAAAGAUAUCUGCAGCAAAUGUUAGAGACUGGUGGUGUAAGUGGAAGUAAAAAAACUGAAUUAGACAUUUAUCUAAGUGAGGCAGUUGUUGCAAAUGAUCCUCACUUUGAUAUUUUGCGAUGGUGGAAGUUGAAUUCUGAGAGGUUUCCAGUCCUCUCUAGAAUGGCCCGUGAUAUUCUUGCUGUACCAGUCUCUACAGUUGCUUCAGAAUCAGCAUUCAGCACUGGAGGAAGAGUGCUUGAUGACUUCAGGAGUUGCUUGACUCCUAAAAUAGUGGAGGCAUUGGUCUGUACUCAGGACUGGCUUAGAGAUCCAUCAAAGCCAGUCUCUAUUGAGGAGACACUUGAAGAGUUGGAGAAACAUGAAGAAGGUCUUCAGGAUCCAGCUAAUGCUCUUAAUGAACAAUAG